CGACGAUUAAGAGUCAUUACAAGUCACAACGACAAAGUCAGUUAUAAGUUCUUGUGUAGAAUUGGGAGGCACCCUUAACGCGCCUAUAACAGCUCAGAAUUCUAUAGUAGAACUAUCCAGAAUAUGGUUGAUUGUCAUCGCUGUAACCGCUAUUUCAACUCCUGGUCUGCUUACCACCAGCAUGUCCGGGACUCCACCAAUCACUGGGAAUGCGGUCGUUGUCAACUCGACUUUGGGUCUAGUCUAGGACUCAAAGAACAUUACGUUCAGAGCCCCUACCACCAUUACUGCCAGUACUGUGACGACCAUUUUGACUCUGCAUCGGACCUACAGGAUCAUUACGAAGGCGAGCAUGCUUACUGUAGCUCUUGUCACAAAGUCUUCAAGAACGACUUUGGCUUGCACGAGCAUAACCGGCAGAAGCACGCUGACGUGUACUGUAUUGAGUGCAAAAGACUUUUCCGGUCUCCCAGCAACCUUCAGUCUCACUUGAACUCUAGUACACACCGUUCUAAAGACACUAUCUGCCCCUUCAACGGAUGUGGCUUGGGAUUCAUCAAUAAUUCUGCCCUCAUUCUCCAUCUUGAAUCUGGCUCAUGUCGAUCAGGCGUCAACCGACGCGUCGUUGACAACUGGGUCCGCACCAAUGAUCGCUCUAACUUGAUUACCAACCCAGCGCGGCUCAUCACCGCUGGCGAACGUGCCUACGUUAAGCUUAUCGCGACAGAGCAGUCGUGGAACGGGCAGGCUUAUGAAUGUGUUCUUUGUCACACCCAGUUCCGGACGUUGAUGGACUUGAACCGUCACUUGGCUAGCCCUCGCCACCAGGAGAAAGUCUAUCGGUGCCCUCUCAGUACCUGUCAAGCCCACUUUGUCUCCCUGAGCGGGUUGUGCCAGCACAUCGAGAGUGAGCGAUGUGGUGUGACGAAGUUCAGGGCAGUCCAAGACGCCAUGAACAAUCUCUUCGCCGGCGUUGCCCGAAUCACAAUUUAACAUGCCCUCGUGUUGUCUGCGUUCCUUCGCAUGCCAUAUCCACAUGGUUUAGUCACAGAUAAUCAGUUUCCAUUCUUCUACUAUACAUUUUUCAUUCUUCAACUAGCAUCACCGCCUUCCCUGUUACAAGUCACUAUCUGCGUACCUUAACAUCCUUAUCGAUAAAUCCAUUAUGAUAGUUUUUGAAAGCUCUAGCCAAAGCAGGUUUCUUGUUCCCCCUCAGUUGUAUAUGUAGUCAUACCUUGCAUGCAUCCUUAUUUCCGCGUUUCAAUUGCGCCGUAUACAUGAAUCAAAAUCGGAGUUGAUAGUGGGUCUCGUAAUCCCGUC
Molecule: messenger RNA, 1320 nt
Organism: Suillus subalutaceus
Lineage: Eukaryota; Fungi; Basidiomycota; Agaricomycetes; Boletales; Suillaceae
Exons: 3
Coding region: 124-993 (289 amino acids)
Biological process (GO): regulation of transcription by RNA polymerase II
Cellular component (GO): nucleus
Molecular function (GO): DNA-binding transcription factor activity, RNA polymerase II-specific; RNA polymerase II transcription regulatory region sequence-specific DNA binding
Source: RefSeq, a predicted model, not a curated record